AUGACGCGCGCAUCGGAGAUGGACGCGCUGCACGCGAGAGCCGAUUGGGAGAGCGUGGGGGACAAAUGGUUCCGCAAGACGCAGCAGUACACGGCCGUCUUUGACCAAGAAUUGGAUCUCGACAACUACUUCGUGGCGGGAGCUCCCUAUGCUGGUGCUCUAGCAUUAUGGCGCGACGAUACCAAGCUCCAGGCCCACCAGCCGGGCAUAUCCUCGAAGCCGUCCAUCGACAUUUACAGCCUGGCGGGCAAGAAGCUGCGCAGCAUCCCCUGGGACAAGACGGUCGUCAAGGGGCUUGGCUGGUCCGAACAAGAGUCGUUGCUCGUCGUGACCGCCGACGGCAACGUCCGCUGCUACGAUCUCCAGGGAGACUUUAGCAACUUUUCCCUCGGCCACGGCGCCGACAACUAUGGCGUCGAAUCCUGCCGGUUCUACGACAACGGCAUGGUUGCUCUCUUGGGCAACAACUCGCUCGUCGCCGUCUCGUCCUAUGCCGAGCCCCGACCCAAGCUGCUAGCCGCUUGCCCCGGGGGCGAAAUCCACUCGUGGGCCAUCAUCUCGCCCGAUCACACCCUGUCCCGGUCUGUCGAGGUGCUGCUGAGUGUCGGCUCGACCGUCCACGUCGUCGAUGCCACAGACUGCGAAGAUCGGCUGCUCGACAUUGGCCCCUUUAGCCACAUCAGCGUCUCACCCGACGGGCGGUAUGCGAAUCUGUACGGGAAGAAUGGCAAAGCGCACGUCAUCUCGAGCGAUUUUCAGGACAAGAUAUUCGAGCACGAUGCCGACUCGCAGACGCCGCCCAAGUACGUAGAAUGGUGCGGCAGCGAUGCGCUCAUUGCCUGGGAGGACGAGGUGCACAUUAUUGGGCCAGGGGAUCAGUCCUCGUCCUUCAUCUACGAGAGCACCCGCGUCCACGUCAUUUCCGAAUAUGAUGGUGCUCGACUCAUCACAAACGACUUUUGCGAGUUCGUCGAAAGGGUGCCGAGCGAUACCCUCGAGGUGCUCGGCCAUGCCUCGGAAUCCUCGCCCGCGUCCAUCCUGCUCGACGCCGUCGGCCAGCUGGAGCUGGAGUCGCCCAAGGCCGACGAUUACAUCCAGCUCAUCCGGCCCAACCUGACCGAGGCCGUCGAUACGUGCGUCAACGCCGCUGGCCGGGAGUUUGACACGCGGUGGCAGAAGAAACUGCUCAAGGCCGCCUCGUUUGGCAAGUCGGUGCUCGACAUUUACAACAGCGACGAGUUUGUCGACAUGUGCGAGACGCUGCGAGUGCUGAAUGGCGUGCGCGACUACGAAAUUGGGAUCCCCCUGUCGUACGAGCAGUACCACCGCCUGACGCCCGAGCGGCUAAUACAGCGCCUGCUCAACCGCCACGACUACCUGCUCGCGCUCAAGAUUGCCGGGUACCUCAAGCUCCCCUCGGACCGCAUCUACGUGCACUGGGCAUCUACCAAGGUCCGCGUCGGGGCCGAGGACGACGACACCAUCUGCCGGCUGGUGGUCGAGAGGCUCUCGGGCAAGCCCGGUAUUUCUUUCGAAGAGAUUGCGCGGGCGGCUUACCACGAGGGCCGGGCCCGGCUGGCCACGGAGCUCCUCAACCACGAGCCGCGCGGUGGAAGGCAGGUGCCGCUGCUCCUGGACAUGGAAGAAGACGAGCUCGCCCUGGACAAGGCCAUUGAGAGCGGAGACACGGAUCUUAUCCUCGUCGUGCUGAUGCAGCUCAAGAAGAAGCUGCCGCUGGCGGCGUUUUUCCGCGUCAUCAACGCACGGCCGACGGCGACGGCCAUGGUGGAGGCGGCGGCGAUGAGAGAGGGCGACAAUGCGCUGCUGAAAGACUUGUACUACCAAGACGACCGGCGAGUAGACGGGGCCAACGUCUUUAUCCGAGAAUCGCUCCGGCAGCCAGACGCACGGACGGCGUCGGACAAGCUCGCACUGGCGGCUAAGCUCCUGGCCGACUCCAAGGAGAGGGCACUAGAGCUUCACGCACUCAAGGAGACGACGGCGUUGCUGCGGAUGCAGGAGUCGCUGGGGCGCGACCUGGCAGAUUCGUUUACGGGACUCAGCGUCAACGAGACGCUGUUCAAGCUGAUACGGCUCGGGUUCAACAGCCACGCCAAGAAGGUCCAAAGCGAAUUCAAGGUGCCGGAUAAGGUGGCGUGGUGGAUCCGUCUCCGGGCGCUGGUGGCGAAGCGUGAAUGGAACGAGAUUGAGGAAAUGGCCAAGGCCAAGAAGAGUCCGAUUGGGUGGGAGCCAUUCUUCAACCUGACGCUGCAGGCAGGCAACCCGCGGCUGGCGGCCGUCUUCAUCCCCAAAUGCUCGGGCCUGGCGGCGGGGGAGACGAUUGCCAUGUACGAAAAGUGCGGGAUGCGUACCAAGGCGGCGGAGGAGGCGGUUCGGCUCAAGGACGGCGAGGCGUGGCAGAGGCUGCUGGAGGCGGCGGGGAGAGGAUCAGCAGAGGGGAGGGAGAUUGAGAGGCUGGGCAUGGCCGUGUUCAGGAAGUAA
This is a messenger RNA of Hirsutella rhossiliensis, 2502 nucleotides long. RefSeq lists its product as uncharacterized. The transcript is spliced from 6 exons. NCBI's taxonomy places the organism in Eukaryota, Fungi, Ascomycota, Sordariomycetes, Hypocreales, Ophiocordycipitaceae. Bases 1 to 2502 code for a protein of 833 amino acids. Gene Ontology annotation, biological process: endosomal transport; intracellular protein transport; vacuole fusion, non-autophagic. The record is from RefSeq and is a predicted model, not a curated record. Gene Ontology annotation, molecular function: actin binding. Gene Ontology annotation, cellular component: endosome; lysosomal membrane; cytoplasm.